This is a messenger RNA of Pogona vitticeps (central bearded dragon), 3688 nucleotides long. RefSeq names its product epithelial splicing regulatory protein 2 (gene ESRP2). The record is from RefSeq and is a predicted model, not a curated record. Gene Ontology annotation, molecular function: RNA binding. Lineage: Eukaryota; Metazoa; Chordata; Lepidosauria; Squamata; Agamidae.
GUAACUUAGGAAGGAAGGAAGGUAGGUGGGGGAAAAGAGAGAGUUUUUUUUUCCCCAAAGCAAAGCUGGGUGCCUGCCAUGAUGUCAGAAGGAGAGAAAACCACCGCUUGCUAAAUCCAUCUCCCACCCAGACCUAUGGGAGAAAAGACUCACCUGGAAGCAGCUGUUCCCCCCCCUGUGGUCAUGACGGCUUCUCCACACAGUGACUCUGUGGUGGUCUUGUUUGGGGCGACAGCUGGUGCAUAUGGGGCUAAGCUGGGUUCCGAUGAGAGGGAACUAAUUCUCUUGGUGUGGCAAGUUGUGGAUCUACACAGCAAGAAGGUGGGGACCCUGCACAAAUGCCUGGUGAAGGCGGACGACCUGGAGCUGAGUGACCAGUGUCAGGAGGUGACCGGAUUAACCCCUGAAAGCCUGAGCAAAGCCGAGCCCCUGGAUCGAGUUCUCCAGCAGUUCAGCCAACUGGUAUCCAGUGACCUUAAGGCUCUGGGAAGAAGCUCUUACACCUUUUGCACAGAUGGCCAACUCCUCAUUCGGCAGGUUAUCCAUCCCGAAGCGUCAAAGAAGAAUCUCCUCCUCUCCGACCGCUUCUAUUCGUUUUUUGAUCUACGCAAAGAAUUCCAUGAAUCCUAUCCAAACUCGGCCCCCGUGAAGGAUCAGACCAUCCAGUCUAUGGCAGAAUAUAUAGGCUACAGGAUCGAUGAAACAGAGGAGGAUUUUGGAGUCUGGCAAGUGAAGGCCAUGGUGGCUAUCAUUUUCAACCUUCUUCCAGAUGCCUGCAACCAUCAGUUUACUGCCCCUGAAACUGUGAAAUAUAAAUAUGAAACUGGACCCUGUAGUAAGUCAGAAACAGUGGACAGUGAAACAGUAAUACGUGCCCGAGGUCUGCCUUGGCAGUCAUCUGAUCAGGACAUCGCCCGGUUUUUCAAAGGCCUUAAUAUUGCAAAAGGCGGGGUGGCCCUGUGCCUGAACGCGCAAGGAAGAAGAAACGGAGAGGCCCUGGUGCGGUUUGUCAACUCUGAACAAAGAGACCUGGCCCUGGAACGACACAAGCACCACAUGGGGAGCAGAUACAUUGAGGUUUACAAAGCGACUGGAGAGGAAUUUCUGAAGAUUGCUGGAGGCACGUCCAACGAAGUCGCCCAGUUUCUCUCCAAGGAGAACCAAGUCAUCAUCCGCAUGCGGGGCCUUCCCUUCACGGCCACGCCCGAGGACGUCCUGAGCUUUCUGGGGCCGGAGUGCCCUGUUACAGGAGGGAAGGAGGGGCUCCUUUUUGUCAAAUAUCCGGACGGACGGCCGACGGGAGACGCCUUUGUCCUGUUUGCCUGUGAAGAGUACGCGCAGAAUGCACUUAAGAAGCACAAGGAGAUCCUUGGGAAGCGUUACAUUGAGCUCUUCCGAAGCACGGCGGCCGAAGUCCAACAGGUCCUCAACAGGUACAUGUCGACCCCGCUCAUCCCUACGCUUCCGACGCCCAUCAUUCCUGUCAUCCCACCUCCCUACGCCAUUGCUGCUGGCAGUGUCCGAGACUGCAUCCGACUUAGGGGUUUGCCUUACACCGCUGGGAUUGACGACAUCCUGGAGUUCAUGGGAGAGGCGACUGGGGACAUCAAGCCGCAUGGAGUCCACAUGGUUCUAAACCAGCAAGGCCGGCCAUCCGGCGAUGCUUUUAUCCAGAUGAAAUCUGCAGACCGUGCCUUCCUGGUGGCCCAGAAAUGUCACAAGAAGAUGAUGAAGGACCGCUAUGUGGAAGUCUUCCAGUGUUCAGGAGAGGAGAUGAAUUUUGUUUUAAUGGGUGGCACUUUAAAUCGUAGUGGCUUGUCCCCACCGCCAUGUAAGUUACCAUGCCUCUCUCCUCCAGCCUAUGCCGCCUUCCAGACCGCUGCGGCUGCCGUCCUCCCGGCAGAAGCCGCCAUAUACCAGUCCCAAGCGCUCCUGCCUCAAACUCGGACCCAGCAGGUGUCAGCCGCAGCCGCUGUUGCUGCCGCCGCCGCUACUCCGGCGGUUACUUACUACCCAGCGCAGGCUGCUCAGCUUUAUAUGAACUACACAGCUUACUACCCCAGCCCACCGGUCUCCCCAACCACCGUGGGGUACCUAGCAGCUCCCCAGGCAGCGGUGGCAGCCGCCGCCUCGGCCACGCACACUCCGAUGCUGCCCCAGCCUGCGGCCCUUGUCCGAAUGCAAGGACUGCCCUACAACGCCGGCAUGAAGGAGAUCCUCAGCUUCUUCCAGGGCUAUCAGCUUCACACAGACGCCAUCCUCCCGCUCUACAACUUCAGCGGCCAGCUCAGUGGAGAAGCUCUGGUCACUUUCCCCAGCCUGGACUUGGCCAAGAAGGCUGUGGCUGAGCGGAGCGGAUGCCUCCUGGGGAACCACUGUGUGGAACUCUGCCUGAUCUAGUUGGGGAGAACCCCCCUCCUCCCUGGGGACCUCCAGGCCAUCAGCAGGAUGGAGUCAAGAACAACCCUCUCUCUCUUUCUCUCUCUCACCCCAUUAGUGCCUCUUAAGAACAACUGUGCCUCCCUGCACCCAAGCGCCUUCUCCACGGGCUGUAGUUAGGGCGGCCGUCCUUACCAAACCGCAUCCAUCAAGAGGAGUGGCCGAGAAGGCCACCGACAUACCCUCCAUAAUAGAAAGUUGUUCUAGAAUGCUUGAUUUUGUGGGUGUUGCUAUGAUGGCCCCUACCCCCCUGUUAAAUUGAGGAGAGUCUGUGGCAUUACAGCCACUGUGGACAAAUCUUUUUAUUUUAUCUUUAUAAAUUGAAGAGGAAAAGGAGAAACCUCUGGAUCACUUUCACAUUAUUGUUUUAUUUCAAGUCAAAAUAUGCCAAAUACCUGUCUUGAUUUUUGGGGGGGGGGUAGGGGUGGAUUCAGAAGCCCCUUUCUUCAAAGGAGGGGCCAUGGAAAGACUAGUUUUUUGAAAGCAAAGUUAUUUGAAUGUUUAUAUUCCCUUUCCUAAGCUAAAUAACAGCUUGGGAAAUUGCAUUCAAACAAAAUAGUAACAGAAGCUUAUAAGUUUUUUUUUAUAUAUAAAACCUUUUUGUGAGGUACAAAACAACUAAGUAAUUAAAUAAAGCCAUAUCCAAGCUGCCAACUAUUAAACCAAACAAAGAGACCAAGAAUUUUUUUAAAAACCUCACUAGGACAAGAAUAUACAUAAAUGUUGAGGACUAGUAAAUUAUAUAUUUUGUUUUAUUUAAGCUUGUUUAGCUCUCAGAUACUGUAUUAAAACAUUUUUGCUCUAGGUUAAUGUGCAUGCCAUUUGUUUACAGCAUUAUACUUUAUCUGUAUAUUGUGAAGCAACAAGAGGAAAUGAAAUCUAAGUCUAAUUAGUGCAUGUCUCCUUUUUUUAAAAAAAUGUCUGUAUAUACAUGUUCAAAGAAUACAGUUUUAUGUGCGUAAUAUGUGUCAAACUAACUACUGUAGGAGCACUCUAUAAUUUUGAUUUUACUGUGCCUUGAUCAGGACUUCCUCAAAAUGUGCAAUAACUGCGUAAGGAAUUAGAUGGAGCCCCAUUUUAUAAGUGGCUCUUUGUAAGUGCCUGUGGACACAGGGAACUUUUGUUUGUUUGUUUGUUUUGCUAAGUGUACAACUUUUGAGUAAUACUUAAAAAGGGAAUCAGACUCCCACCCCCAUCCUGAAACAAUGAUGUAUGCUUCUUUAUAUAAGAAAUUAAAAAAAGAUGCUUG